UGUGCGGAAGAGUAAGGAAAUAUAUAAAAUAUGUCCAGUUCGGGUGCAGAAAAACCUUUGGCGCAAUCCACUGCGUUAGGUGAAAAAACAAGUGAAAACGAACGAGAAAACGUAGGUGGAGUUGUAGUAGACGAUCUAACAGAAUGUAAAAAUGCAGCUGACUAUGAGGAUGUCGUUGAUGUUGAUGAUGAUGAUGGUGAUAUAGCUGAUGGAAUAGCUGAAGAUUUUGUUGAAUAUGUUAUGGAAUAUGUUGGUGACGAUCUAAUUGAAGGCGUAAUUGAAAAACUAACUAAUAGAAGAGCUAAAGAAGGAAUUGAAUUAAGAACUGCGUGUAAAAGUGACGAUCAUAUUAAGGAAUGUAAAACAGAUGAACUUAUUAAAAAUGUGCUCGGAAGUUCGAAUGUAGGCAUGAUUAAAAAGGAACCUGAGCAUUUUACUGGAAUGCCAGAUGAUUUGAUAACUAAGAAUGCAGGUAAUGCCGGCGAUGAUAAUGAAGAUAAAAUUGGGGAAAAUAAAACUGAACACUCUGUUAUAUAUUUAAUAGAAUAUAUAACAGCGUUUGUAGCUGAAGAUAUAAUUCUUAGCGCAACUGAUAAAGUGACGCAAUUUGCGACUAGAAACAUAACUGAAAGAUUAAUCAAAUGUAUUACAGAAUAUGUAACCGAUGAUAUAAUUGAGACGGUAGUUAAAGAUACGAGGAGGGCUAUCAUUGAAAGUAAAACCGAACAGAUAACCGACUUUAUAAUGGGAUUCAUUUCUGAUAAUGAAAUUUUACAUACAAUUUUAAAUUUAAGCGGUCUCAAAAUGAUGCGUAAAACGAAAGAUUCAAGUGGAGCUCUCACCGGAAGACCAAUUGACUAUUUGACUGAUGAGUUUAUUCAAAAAUAUGCCAAAGGCAAAACCGGAAAAAAAUCUCGGGACUUAAUUGAGCCCUUAGCUGAACAAUUGACCGAAAGCUUAGCUAAUAGCAUAAUCAAUGCUAUACUUUGCAAACUAAAUCGGGACACCGCGGAGCAUCUAACUGAUUAUGUAACCGAAUACGUAACCGAAGACCUUCUUGAAGAACUAUGUGAAGAGUUCAGUGACGAUAUAUCCAAGUCCUCGGCCCGAACAUACACUAAAUAUUCAAGCGAUGAUGCAACAGUCAGAAAUGAUGACAGCGAUUCGGAAAGAACGAACUCCAAAUCAAGUUCAAGUGCUGCGAGCGAUAUGUGGAAAAAUUUUACAGAUGAGGAGUAUGGGAACGGUUUGGCAGAUUGCUCGGUUAAUCAGCGAUCAUUUUUCACCUUUGUGCAUGUCCAAAAGAAACCCAAUUAUAUUGUGAAUGUGCCGAAGAGACCGACACUCGAGCAGCUUAUACGGGAGAUGGUGAAUGAGAAUCUGGGCGCCAGCAUGCGCAUUAAGAUUGGAGACCGCCAUUUCGAUUGUAUACCCAAUUUGCUGAAGGUUAAUUCGCCUUGGUUCGCCAAUAGGGAUUGGCAUGAGGAGCAUUUCCAAUUCAGGGAGGAGGAUGUGCCCAUAUUGGCAUUUGAGCUCAUCUAUAAAUGGCUGCGCUUUCAGACGCCAAUUUUGCUCAACGAUGCCAUCAAGGUGCUGCAGGCAUCUAGGCAUUUGCAGAUAGAUCUACUGGAGUCCGACUGCUGGGAUCUGCUCUCCCAGACGCAUGUGCGUGAGAAGAUUGCCUUCCGCUUGUUCUUGGAGGCCGAAAAGAUGCCAGCUCUGGAGGAUGUGCGGGAAAUCAUGUUGAGCCGUGUACGCGGCUAUUUCUUGGCCCUGGUGGGCAGUGAGGAUUUUCUUAACUUGAAGCUCGAUCAGCUGUUAAGCUUGCUGAAACGCGACUCAAUUGGCGUCAACUGUGAGGUUGAGGUGUUCUUUGCGGCUGUUCGUUGGCUAAGCAAAUCGAAGAACCGACUGGAACACAUGAAGACGGUCAUGAGGUGUGUGCGGUUUGCAUAUAUGCCGAUGCCAAUGUUGUUCAGAAUUCGCGCCAUGGGCCUUGCGGACGAAACUAAACCGAUUGGCAGUACAGAGCGUGUGCUGCAGGAGUUUCAAAGGCAUCCGGAAAUGACACAAAUGCUCUACGAUGCCAUGACAUAUAUAAGCUUGCACUUUCAAAAUGAAAUGGAACCGGAUCCCAUUGAUCCGGACGAGGAAAUUCAGCAGAAAUUGGUUUAUCCGCGUCGUUGGAUAUAUCACCCGAAAUGCCCCUACCACAAGGCACGCCUCAUCUAUCCCUACCAGCAUAGUCUUACCCAGCAGGAAUUCGACAACUACGUUUGCAUGAUACAAAAAGAUUGGAUGGGCGAGGAGCCGCCGGCAGACGCAGUGCUCGAAGUGGAAUUCGAUGGGGUUGUAAAGCUUUCGCCCAAAUUAAGCAGCGAAACGAUGGCACGCUAAAAGGCAUAAGCCUUUGCACAAGCUUAAAUGUUACAUUAUUUUGUUGGAUCAUCAUCAUAACAAAAAAUAUAAAAAAUAUAAAUCGAAACGAAAGAGUAUAAAUAAGUCAACUAACCCCGAUUAGUAUAGCACAUGUAAGCUCGAAUGGAAGUGUUAACAGUUUACAAUCGCAUUAAAACUGAGAUAAGUUUGCAUUUUAUACGCAAGCCAAAGAGAACAAGGAACAAGCUAAUAAGAUAAUAAGAAAACUACUGUGAAACAUUAUGCAACUCACUCACUAAAAGCAAAGUGUGAAAGAUUGCUUUUUAUACCCUUUAACAAGUGAAAGUGAAUGACGAAAAGGGUACACAGGUUUUGAUGAAGACUUUGUAGCAGACUUCAUAAAUUGUACACAUUCCUUAUCAAAUUCAAAUAU
Drosophila novamexicana is the source of this 2812-nucleotide messenger RNA. RefSeq lists its product as uncharacterized. The transcript has 2 exons. Bases 31 to 2397 code for a protein of 788 amino acids. The record is from RefSeq and is a predicted model, not a curated record. Lineage: Eukaryota; Metazoa; Arthropoda; Insecta; Diptera; Drosophilidae.